GGCUUCUUCAAUCUUCAUCUUCCGCUCCCUCUCCCACUCGCGCUCGGCAGGCAGGCUCGGCGGCGUCGUCACUGGCUGCCCCUCCUACCCGUAGCCUCGCGCGGUCACGCCCUCGCCUCCAGUCCUCCGCACACCGGCGGCAACCCUGCGAAAAUGCUUUGUGUUGGAAGAAUUUGUUCAAGAUAUUAUGCAGGACAUGCUGUAUCUUCAUUACUUGUGGGUAUACGAUGUUUGUUUGCUCCUCAAAGCCCACACCAUGUCGGCUCCAAGUAUCAUGGGACUCACCAAAGUAGGGACAGUAGUACCAAAACCUUGAAACCAGAGCUAAAUAUUGGUAGAUGUGGCGCUUGCUUUUCCACUGUCACAGGAACCAUUCUAGUCCAAGCUCAUGAUCCAUCUCAGCUAGCAAUGGAGAUAGAGAAUGCAAUUGAUCAGCAGAGAUUUGAUGAUGCAUGGAGGGCUUAUGAGAAGCAUGUUCACAUGGAUGGACUUCCAAGAAAGUCUGUUUUGAGCAAGCUCAUCACUGGCUUAGCAGAGAGCUGUGAUCAUCACUGGCUUAAGCAGUCCUACAAUGUGGUCAGUCAUGCAUUUGAAGAGAAGCAAGAAUUGUUGGAUAAGGAACCCCUAAUUUACCUAUCCCUCAUUCUUGCACACUGUGCUCUGCCUAAUCUUGCUUUAAAUGUUGUGAGGAAGUUGGUAAAGAUGGAAGCAUACCCACCUGUUGCAGCAUGGUCGGCAAUUUUAGCUCAUAUGUGUCAAACUAACACUGGUGCAUUUCUCGGUGCAGACCUUGUAAUGGAGCUUGGUUAUCUUUUCCAAAAUAAUAGAGUUGAUCCACGGAAGAAGAGUAACCGUCCUUUGCUAUCAAUGAAACCCAAUUCAUUUACAUUCAACAUAGUUUUGACCGCUUCCCUCGUGUUUGGCACUACAAGAAAAGCUGAGCAGCUUCUCGAACUAAUGCCGAGGAUAGGCGUGAAGCCUGAAGUCAACUUGUUGAUUGUUAUGGCCCACAUAUAUGAAAGGAAUGGUCGCAGAGAUGAGAUUCGGAAAUUAAAGAGGCAUGUUGAUGAAGCUUAUGGUCUUAGUGAAUCAGAGGUUAGGCAGUUUUAUGAUUGCUUGCUCUCCUGUCAUUUGAAAUUUGGGGAUUUUGAUUAUGCAGUUGAUAUGGUACUGGAUAUGAUUAGGAAAGGUAAGAAUGCAAAGCGGUCAUUGGAAGCAGCUAAAGCAGUUCUUGAAGCUGUUGAAAAUAGAAAAUUUUAUUUUCCUUAUGAGAAAGCUGAUGCUGAAAACCCACGCUCUUGUAGUAGCCAAAUGCUAAGUCACGCUUCAUUCUUCAAAGACAACAGCUUUGGGAGACUUGAAUUGGACGCAAGAGAAUCAGUCAGGCUAUUGACAGAUAAGCUGCAGGAACAGGUUGGACUGGUUAAAUCUGAGCAUGGCAUUCUCCAUCCAACUGAAACAAUGUAUGCCAAGCUUGUUAAAGCUUUUCUGGAAGCAGAUAAGAUCAGUGCAUUGGCAUCGUUUCUUGUGAAAGCAAGCAAAGAAGAUUCUCCUGUAUCUGUUGAAAGCUCCUUUGUUGUUCAAGUGAUAAAUGCAUGCAUUUCUCUUGGCUUAUUAGAGCAAGCACAUGAUCUUCUGGAUGAAAUGAGAUUUUCUGGAAUUAGGGUUGGUUCAUCCAUUUAUUCAUCACUCCUAAAAGCCUAUUGCAAAGAGGGACAACAUGAAGAUGACAUAACUGCACUUUUGAAGGAUGCUCAACAAGCUGGCAUUCAGCUUGAUUCAAGCUGCUAUGAGGAUUUGAUACAAUCUAGGGUGAAUCACAGUAACACCACAGGUGCUCUCCAUCUUUUUAAAGAAUUGAAGAAUUUGAAUGUUCUGAAAGCUGGUCACAUGGAAUUUCAGAGAAUAGUGCAAGGCUCUGAUGACAAUGAAGCUGCUUUGAUGACCAAGCUAGUGGAGGAAGUCAGGAGUGAUCAUACAGUUGAUCAUGCUGUUCAUGAAUGGAAUAAUGUUAUCCAUUUCUUCUGCAAGAAGAGAUUGAUGCAUGAUGCUCACAGAGCACUGAACAAGAUGCGAGCUUCCGGCCAUGUGCCAAAUGCACAAACUUUUCAUUCUUUAAUAACUGCUUAUGCUGCCAUUGGUGGCAAAUAUGUGGAAGUGACAGAUUUGUGGGGUGAAAUGAAACUUCUGGCUAGUCUAAGUUCUAUGAAAUUUGAUCAGGAGCUCUUAGACUCUCUGUUGUAUUGUUUUGUGAGAGGUGGUUUCUUCCUUCGAGCCAUGGAAGUUAUAGAGAUGAUGGAGAAAAGAGAGAUGUUUAUAGACAAAUAUAAAUACAAGUCCUUGUGGCUCAAGUACCACAGAACAUUGUACAAAGGUAAGGCUCCCAAGGUGCAAACAGAAGCACAACUAAAAAGAAGAGAAGCAGCAAUACGUUUCAAGAAAUGGAUUGGGUUGACAUGAGAGCAAGAAGUUCAACUCAAGCUAUAUGAACUGAUCAGGAAUUCUUUGAUUAUCUGCUGUAUGGAUGGAUCUUUACAAAUUCUGUAAAAUCGUAGUUGCGAAGUUUGUUAGAAGAAAUGCUUCAGCCAACACUUACAAUAUAAUGGUGUUGCAUGGCAUUAAGAAAGGGGGCAUGGCAUUAAGAAAGGGGUCUUGGAGCAUUUGAGCGCGUUUGGGAGUCUUGGACAUCUUCAAAGUGCAGUUUCUUCCUUUGGCUUGUCAUGCACAACAGAUGCUGGACCGCAGACUGUCUUACUAAAAGAGGACUACCCCACCCCAGUGCGUGUCCCCUUUGCGACCAAGAAGGGGAAACAAUACAACAUCUUCUCAUCUUUUGCGUCUUUGCAAGACAGUUCUGGUACUUCUUGUUGCGCAGGUCUGGGUUGCCUAAUCUUUCACCAGACAAUGCUUCUUGCAGCCUUGAUGACUGGUGGAGCAGCGCUGUGGAGAAGGUUCCCCGUGAUCUCCAAUCAGGCUUCAAUUCUCUAGUUAUUCUUGGCGCUUGGAGCCUCUGGCGUCAUCGCAACGACUAUGUGUUCAAUGGGAGGUCGUCGAGCCUAGCGAGUACUCUCACCCUCGCUGGCGAUGAGCUCAGGAUGUGGUGUAGUGCCGGGGCGAAAGGGUUGAACCUGCUUUCAACUCUUGUGUUUAUGCUUGACCCAGGGGAUAGUCUUGUGUCUUGUUCAGAGUGGUUGUGUGUGGUGGCUGUGUUGCGUCUUGUGUGUCUUGUUGUGUCAUGUGUGUUGUGUUGUACCUUCUUAUAUCUAUUAAUGGAAUGAUACGCAGAUCUCCUGCGUGUUCGAGAAAAAAAAGAAAAGGGGCUUGGUGCAUUUUCAAGGAAUACAAUAGACACCUCAUGAUUACUGAG
Molecule: messenger RNA, 3367 nt
Organism: Zea mays
Lineage: Eukaryota; Viridiplantae; Streptophyta; Magnoliopsida; Poales; Poaceae
Product: pentatricopeptide repeat-containing protein, mitochondrial-like
Exons: 3
Coding region: 154-2460 (768 amino acids)
Molecular function (GO): protein binding
Source: RefSeq, a predicted model, not a curated record